This is a messenger RNA of Patella vulgata (common limpet), 1705 nucleotides long. RefSeq names its product nucleoside hydrolase. Gene Ontology annotation, molecular function: hydrolase activity, hydrolyzing N-glycosyl compounds. Lineage: Eukaryota; Metazoa; Mollusca; Gastropoda; Patellidae. The record is from RefSeq and is a predicted model, not a curated record. The coding region runs from base 223 to 1296 and encodes 357 amino acids. The transcript has 6 exons.
GUUAUAAUUUCAAUCAACUGACGUGAUUAUCAUAAUACGUGUAUAUACCACUGCGCCAAAACUAGUUGUAACAUUAGGGGGUUACUUUGACACGCACUUGUAAGAUGGCUUGCUGUAUACAAUCUAUGCCAUGCUUGCAGUUUGUGUCAACGCGGAAGCUAUUGUAGUCUUGUUUUAUGAGACAUUUCAUUUUGUGGAGAGCGGAGUGUGUCGUUCAGUGUAAUGAUAACUUUAUUGUGCAGAGCGCAAGGUGGAUUUACAAGUAUUUUGAGAACAGCCAGAAUCCAAAUCAGUAAACGACACAGCCAUAGUAAAGCAAUUAACAGUUACAGUAAGAGGAAUACGAAGAUGAAGAAGAUUAUAAUAGAUGUGGAUACGGGUGUCGAUGAUGCUGUGGCCAUCAUGUUUGCUCUGUCCAAACAAGAGGUGUUUGACAUUGUGGCUAUAACAUGUGUUAAUGGUAACGUAGAUAUAACAAACGUUUGUAGAAAUACGCUGAGAGUUUUAAAAACGUUUGAUAGGUUGGAGAUACCCGUAUAUAAAGGCGCAUAUAAACCAUUCCUUCCAACUUCAAAAACAGAACACGCUCGCCAUUUUCAUGGUAAGGAUGGACUCGGUGACGUGACAUGGGAAGGUGAAAUAGACACUAGUUUAAUACAACAAGAACAUGCCGUUCAAGCUCUAAUCAGAUUGGUUAACCAAAGUCCAGGCGAGAUAACUCUGGUGGCCUUAGCUCCACUCACUAAUGUAGCUCUAGCUUUACAACUAGAUGAAAAGUUUGGUGAGAAUUUGAAAGAGAUGUUGAUAAUGGGUGGAAAUAUUGAAGGAAAAGGAAACGUCAGUUUAUCUGCAGAAUUCAAUUUCCAUGUGGAUCCGGAAGCUGCUGAAAUGGUAUUACAGAAUGUCAAAUGUCCGGUUACCUUAGUAAGCUGGGAAACGUGUAUACACUCGUCGUUGCCGUGGGAAUUUGUUCACGAGAUUAUGACAUUUAAGUCAACUAGAGCCGAAUUCUUUAAGAAGAUUAUGACCACCGAGCGAGGUUUGGAAAGGAUGCAGAAGAAAAUGAACUGGGGAUUUCGUUCCUGUGAUCUGUUCGCCAUAUUGGUUUUGUUCGACGAAUCGGUGUGCGUGGAGUUUAAGGAAGUCAAUGCUUGUGUUGAGCUACAAGGAAGAUGGACUCGUGGACAAAUGGUCGUUGAUUGGCUUGGGAGGUGGUCGGAGAAGCCUAAUGUCAGAAUUGCAAUGAAACUGGACAUUGAUAAAAUUAAACAGUAUAUAAUUGAUUUAUUGAAAUAGUUGUCAAGACCUGUAAUAAUAUGAUCUGUUAUUGACUGGUUCUAUGCAUGGAUUCAUUGUAUUCCCAUCCUCCAUGACUUAUAUAAAUUAAAUGACGUUAAUACUAGGGUCAGUCAACUAUUAGUCCUUUACAUUAUCACGAUGUAUUCUCAUUUUUCAAUAAAAUCACACGUUGCCCCACCCCCCUGCUCAGCUACAAAAAUUUUUUUUGUAAAUCAACACUUUUUAUGAGAAACGUUUCUCGGCCGUGUGCUUUAUCCUUUAUCGUCAGAUGUAGGACAGGAUGAGCGCUCAAAGCACGAGAUAAUGAUAUAGACAUUAUAUGAUAUCACAAUUAAUGCGUUGCAUCCAUGAAAUUGAAUCACAAUGUCAUUGUUUUGAUUCAUAAUAAAAAUUGACGUCAAACGAG